Aspergillus calidoustus is the source of this 3768-nucleotide messenger RNA. The record is from the annotation of a GenBank genome assembly. Lineage: Eukaryota; Fungi; Ascomycota; Eurotiomycetes; Eurotiales; Aspergillaceae.
AUGGCUGACAAUGCACGUCAACAGAACCUCAAUUUAACCGCUGAAGAGAAACGAGUCUUCUACCAGCUUUUCCAAGCUGCCGACACAACAAAUCUCGGUGUCAUCACAGGCGAGAUUGCCGUCCCGUUCUUCGAGAAGACCAAGCUCUCUCCGGAAACCCUCGGAUUGAUAUGGCAAAUUGCCGACAAGGAAAACAGGGGGCUCCUGACCCCGUCCGGGUUCGGAAUCGUGUUGCGCUUGAUUGGACACGCCCAGGCUGGUCGUGCGCCAACGGAUGAAUUGGCUUCACAACCCGGUCCAUUACCUAGGUUUGACGGCCUGCCUAUUGAUACUACAAGCCCUACUCCACGCGAUGCGGGCGCAAGUAGUCCCCAACCUGCCCCUGGAGCUGGCAUUCGAGUUCCACCCUUAAACCCCGAUGAUGUCAACAAGUUUGUUUCGCUUUUUGAGAAGUCAGAUGUUACUAGAAGCGGGAGUAUCUCUGGCGAUGCCGCGAAACAAAUCUUUGAGCGCGCGAGGCUUCCGAACGAAAUUCUUGGCCGGAUAUGGAACUUGGCCGACACCAACAAAAGAGGCGCGUUGGAUUGCACUGAGUUCAUUAUUGCUAUGCACUUACUCACGUCGUAUAAAUCUGGUGUCAUGAGAGGGAUUCCCCAGACGCUACCUCCAGGACUGUAUGAUGCAGCCGCCCGACGAGGCGGUGGGCGCGCCUCGAUGAGUGGUUCCAGGGCCGGACUCGAUGUCCCUCCUGUACCCGCUAUCCCUAGACAAUUUACUGGACCCCAGCGUACGCAGAGCCCGAUCAACAGACAACAGUUUGGCUCUCCCCUCUCGGCGCAGUCGACGGGCGGUGACUGGCUUGUCACCCCUGCGGAGAAGCUCCAGUUUGACAACUACUUCAACACUGUCGAUACCACGAGGUCCGGAGUCAUAAGCGGCGACCAAGCAGUUGCGUUUUUCACAAAAGCUCAGCUCCCUGAAGAGACCCUCGCUGUGAUCUGGGAUCUCGCCGAUAUUGACGCUGACGGUCAACUGACAAGAGAUGAAUUCGCUGUUGCCAUGUAUCUGAUUCGCCAGCAGUUCACCGGCAAAGCGCCCCUGCCACAGACCUUGCCUCCGGCACUUAUCCCCCCGGGUAUGCGUCGACCAGGCUCUGCGCAGGCCGUAGCACCCGCCCCGGCACCUGUUCCCCCGCCUCCUGCUCCCGUUCGUACCGCCGCAGACGAUCUAUUCGGCUUGGAUCCGUUUGCAACUGCGCCAGCAGCUCCUAUCCCUGCGCCUGCGCAGAUACCGCAGUCCACUGGCAACUCAAAUGCUCCUUUCGCAACUCCGAGCUCGCCAGGCCCUCAGACGUCACCACCGGGAAGUGCAACAACCUUCAAACCGUUCAUUCCCACAUCAUCCUUCGGCCAAAGCCUUCAGCCGCAAACAACUGGCGCCUCUUCGGUCCCAUCAACGGCUCGAUCUCCACCUCAGCCUUCGGACGACCUUCUCGGGGACAAUGAUCCUGAGGAGUCUAGCAAGCUGACGCAGGAAACCACCGAGCUAGCCAACCUUUCGAAUCAGAUCGGCUCUCUCGCGAACGAGAUGCAAAAUGUCCAGACAAAGCGAACGGCUACCGAGCAGGAAUUGUCCCAAACCUCUCAGCAAAAGCGCGACUUCGAGACUCGCCUCGCUCAGGCCAGAGUAAUGUACGAGCAGGAAGUGAAGAAUUUCAAGGCUUUGGAGGAGCGUCUGAGGGCAUCAAAAGCUGAGACGAGUAAGCUCCAGCAAGAAUACGCUUUGCUCGAUGGAAGCAGACAGGAUCUUCAGAACCAAUACAAUCAAGUCUCUGCCGCUCUCGCAGCCGAUCAACAGGAAAACGCGAGCCUGAAGGAGAAGAUUCGGGAGGCUAACGCAGCUGUGGCGCAGUUGAAACCCGCAUUAGAGAAAGCUCGCUCGGACGCCCGUCAGCAGAAGGGCCUCGUUGCCAUCAAUAAAAAGCAACUAGCAACUGUGGAAGGGGAGCGUGACAAGAUCCAAGACGAGAUUAACACUGUGUCCGCUGAGCAGCCCACGGAGUCCGAAGAAGUCUCUGCUCCUGUCAGCAAUCCACCUGCUAUCACAAGCCCUGCUGCUUCUACUACUAGCCAGAACACGAACCCGUUCUUCAAGCGUACAAUGACUGGUUCAAGUGAUAACAACGCCACGUCCCCGCAGAUCACCAACGACCAGCAGCGUACUUUUGACAGUCUCUUUGGCCCUUCCUUUGGCGCACCUCCAGCCACGGCCGUGACUCCUCCACCACCUACAUCCUUCCGUGCUGAUUCACAGGCGGAUUCGGCGAGAUCUCUGGGUGGCUCGGGUAUACCAACGCCUUCCGUUUCCCCUCCUCCCUCGUCUGCUGGUGCAUUUGGCUCGGAGCCACCAGCUGUUACUAUUUCCAGGCAGAUGACGCCCAAUGCUCUUCCUUUGACUGACGCACACUCAGAAACCACGUCAACCAAGGUUUCUCCGCCUGGUAGUCGAUUUGGUACGCGCGAUGUUUCUAGUAUUGGAUCUCCUUCUCAGGCCGGUGGCAGCGAGAGUCGUGCUGCCUCCGCAUCACCUUUCGACGAAUCUGAGGACCGGUUCCCAGCAAUCCCUGGAGCAUUUGAAACUCCCUCGCGCACUGCCACAUCGCUUGGUAGCGAAGAGAAACCAGCUGACACGAAGGAUCCGAGUUUCGAUGAGCUGUUUGGUGGCCCCGCACAUCAACGGUCUAAAUCACAACAGAACAAUGAUUUCGAAGAAGCUUUUGCCGCUAUGAAGGGACCAGGCACAGACAAAACCAACGGUGCUCCCGAGUCAGAAUUCCCUCCAAUCCGUGAGAUUGAUGACGAUGACGACGAUGACGACGAGAGCACGGACAGUGAGGCGCAGCUUGGCUUUGAUGAUAACUUUACUCCUGUUCACCCUCAAGGUCAGGGAGUGCCCAAAUCUGAUGCUAUUGAGCCAGCGCAACUUGCCGCAUUCCCAACCCCAGGUUCGUCUACUAGUUCGCCUCUUCCUCCGCCUCCAGCCGAGUCGCAACCUAGCCCCCCGAAAUACGAUGAGAGCACAAAUAAACAGUCCGGCGAUCUCCCCCCCGAGUUUAGUGGAUUGCUUCCAAACAGAGCCGACCCGACCGUUGCUCCGGAUGCUCCUCAUUCUGUUGAGACUGGCACUGGGGCGCCUAUUGUCGGGGGUGAAGCUCAGCACAAGGCCUCCCCCGCUGCAGAGGCUCAAGCUGGGAGUAAGGCCCCUGACUUCGAGGCAGCCUUUUCCGGAUUGAACCUGGCGCCUGCAAAAGAAGCGGAUGACGAUGACGAUGAUGAUCUGGAGAAAUCAGACAGCCAGAAUAACAACAAUGGCAACAUGGAUUUCGACUUCUCGUUUGAUUCUUCCCCAGCUCAACAGCAGAAGCCGGCCGCCACUGGUGCUGAUUUCUUCUCUUUCGACCAAAAUGUUAACACCUCGUCUCCGGGCCAAGCCAACCCCGCUGGAAAGCCAGACAACCACGACUGGGACGCACUCUUCGCCCCGCUGGAUAAUGUUAAAUCACCCGCUGGUGAGGGCACAAACGGAACCCUCUCUACCGAGAUUUCCGCGCCCAAGCAGCCUGGCUGGGCCCUCCAGAAUGAGACUCAGGAUGAUCCCAAUCUUCAACGACUGACGGGCAUGGGAUUCCCGCGAGAUGCCUCUCUUGCCGCUCUAGAGAAGUUCGACUAUAAUAUCGACAAGGCAAUCGAUCAUCUCACAAAGUCAUAA